Alternaria burnsii is the source of this 618-nucleotide messenger RNA. RefSeq names its product duf-domain-containing protein. Bases 1 to 618 code for a protein of 205 amino acids. The record is from RefSeq and is a predicted model, not a curated record. The transcript has 3 exons. NCBI's taxonomy places the organism in Eukaryota, Fungi, Ascomycota, Dothideomycetes, Pleosporales, Pleosporaceae.
AUGAGUGGGGCCUUGGCAUCUACGUCAUACGAAUGUCAGGUGCAGGCCAACACUGCGGCUACGACUACAAAAGAGCUCGCAUUCCUUGUCUGCUGCAACCCAUCACCACAAGCAAAUUCACUCACCCCAUCACCUCAUCUAAAAACACAAACCCUCAUCACAAUGGCUUCUCUCCACUACCUCCCUCCCGUCAAGCCCUCUGCCAUCGCUCUCGGCACGGCCUUCAACCACGCUGUCUCCCUCGCCGUCCUUGGACCCGUCUUCGGUGACGCAUACCGCCGCGCGCAGCAGGCUAACUCCAAGGAGGAGUACUUCCACACCAAGGAGGCCGCUACCGCUGCCGCAUCGUGGGGUAGCUCUAUCCUCGGCUCUGGUAUCCAGGCCUACGGUGUCGGUGCUCUGAUCAACGCUACCGGAACUCUUACCUACAAGGGUGCUGCUUACCUCGGUUCCCUCAUCUUCUUCGCUUCCGCCGCUCCCUCAAUUGUCUCCCAGGUCGUCACCGAGAAGCGCCCCAUGGACACCAUCGCCGUCGGCGCUGUUGCCCGCGUCCUCGAGACUGUCGGCCUCAGUUUGUUCCUCACCUACUGGGGAACCCGCACCAACCCCUUCGACUAA